Molecule: messenger RNA, 750 nt
Organism: Fulvia fulva
Lineage: Eukaryota; Fungi; Ascomycota; Dothideomycetes; Mycosphaerellales; Mycosphaerellaceae
Exons: 4
Coding region: 1-750 (249 amino acids)
Molecular function (GO): iron ion binding; oxidoreductase activity, acting on single donors with incorporation of molecular oxygen, incorporation of two atoms of oxygen
Source: RefSeq, a predicted model, not a curated record
AUGGUUAACGCAAAGGCCUAUGGGCAGCAUACUUGCUCGUCGGUGCAGCUGUCGAAGCCCACGCACCCGCCCCAUCCUCCCCACAACUCCUCGCAAGUCCUCCGCCGCGACAUCACCGAAGGCGAAGCCGGCAUACCUCUCGAACUCGAAAAUGGAAUCAUCAAUGUGAAUACAUAUGAGCCGGUUCCGGAUGCGUUGAUUAGUAUCUGGCAUUGUAAUGCUACGGGGAUUCAUUCCAGUCUUGAGUACAGUCCAAAUACACCGUUUGAGACGCUGCUGAAGGGGUUGGGGGUUACGAAUACGACGGGGUAUGAUAAUUUCGCGUUCCUGGCGAAUGGGAAUUCGACGUUUCUGAGGGAAAUGUGGCCUACUGACAGCCAGGGCGUGACGGGUUUUAAGUCGAUUGUGCCGGGCUUUUAUGUCGACCGGAGUAUCCACAUUCACGCACAAGUCUACACGGAUUGGAAUGUUACUAUCAAUGGUGCCCUGGACGCAGGUACUGUUAUUGAGACGGGACAGAUUUUUAUCCCGGAGGUUCUUAGUGAGGGGAUCAUGCCGCUGGAGCCGUAUGUCAGUCAUACGGAGAUUGAGAGGUUGCGGAACUCGAACGAUAGUCUUUAUAACCAGGUGCUGCAGAGUGGAGCGGAUAGUACGGUGGAUUAUGAGCCGCUGGAUGGGGAGGAUGUGAGGAAUGGGGUGUUUGGCCUGGAGGAUGAGUCGACUCUGUACAAGCUGGAUGAAAUUGGCUGA